Messenger RNA from Phyllostomus hastatus (greater spear-nosed bat), 1658 nucleotides. RefSeq names its product G protein subunit beta 3 (gene GNB3). NCBI's taxonomy places the organism in Eukaryota, Metazoa, Chordata, Mammalia, Chiroptera, Phyllostomidae. Bases 123 to 1145 code for a protein of 340 amino acids. Gene Ontology annotation, molecular function: protein binding; signaling receptor complex adaptor activity. Gene Ontology annotation, biological process: G protein-coupled receptor signaling pathway. The record is from RefSeq and is a predicted model, not a curated record. The transcript has 10 exons. Gene Ontology annotation, cellular component: heterotrimeric G-protein complex; cytoplasm.
GGCAGGUGACGGGCUGGCGUCGCUGCUGAGGGAGUGAGGAGGCGCUUGGGAACCGGAGCUGGAAACCUGGGAGAGGUCCAGUCAGAGCCCAAGAGCCGGAGCUACCCCUCAACCUGUCAGCCAUGGGGGAGAUGGAGCAGCUGCGGCAGGAAGCGGAACAGCUCAAGAAGCAGAUUGCAGAUGCCAGGAAAGCCUGUGCUGACACUACGAUGGCAGAGCUUGUGUCUGACCUAGAAGUCGUGGGACGAGUCCAGAUGCGGACCAGGAGGACGUUACGGGGACACCUGGCCAAGAUUUAUGCCAUGCACUGGGCCACUGAUUCCAAGCUGCUAGUAAGUGCCUCACAAGAUGGAAAACUGAUCGUGUGGGACACCUACACCACCAAUAAGGUACAUGCCAUCCCUCUGCGCUCCUCCUGGGUCAUGACCUGUGCCUAUGCCCCAUCGGGGAACUUCGUGGCGUGUGGGGGGCUGGACAACAUGUGCUCUAUCUACAGCCUCAAAUCCCGUGAGGGCAAUGUCAAGGUCAGCCGGGAACUCUCUGCUCACACAGGUUAUCUCUCCUGCUGCCGCUUUCUGGAUGACAACAACAUUGUGACCAGCUCAGGGGACACCACAUGUGCUCUGUGGGAUAUCGAGACCGGGCAGCAGAAGACUGUGUUUGUGGGACACACAGGGGACUGCAUGAGCCUGGCUGUGUCUCCCGACUACCAGCUCUUCGUUUCCGGGGCUUGUGAUGCCAGCGCCAAGCUGUGGGAUGUGCGGGAGGGGACCUGCCGGCAGACUUUCACCGGCCACGAGUCGGACAUCAACGCCAUCUGUUUCUUCCCCAACGGAGAGGCCAUCUGCACAGGCUCGGACGACGCCUCCUGCCGUCUGUUUGACCUGCGGGCAGACCAGGAGCUGACCGUCUAUUCCCACGAGAGCAUCAUCUGUGGCAUCACAUCUGUGGCUUUCUCCCUCAGUGGCCGCCUGCUCUUUGCAGGCUACGAUGACUUCAACUGCAAUGUCUGGGACUCCAUGAAGGGCGAGCGCGUGGGCAUCCUCUCUGGCCAUGACAACAGGGUCAGCUGCCUGGGGGUCACAGCUGAUGGGAUGGCGGUGGCCACUGGCUCCUGGGACAGCUUCCUCAAAAUCUGGAACUGAGAAGGCUGGAGGGGGGAGGUAAAAGGCCAUGAAGACACUCAGCUGCCCCUUCUCCUGUCCACUUUCUCUAAGGUUCCUUUAAAAUUUCUCUUCUAUACCCCAGCUGCCAUUCCCACCAAGCUUUCUCCUUUGAAGACAGUGGGGAACACAGGGAGUGUGCCUUUGGGGGGCCGCAUCAGGGACAGGCAGAGAACUGCCCCAUCUCCUCCCAUGGCCUCCCCUCGCCACGGUCAUGACACUUUCACCCUUAGUGAGCAAGGACAACUGACCGCUCCCCAGCCCUUGGCAGGUCCAGCAGGCUCCCAGUGUGGGACUCCAGGCCCUAGGAUUCCUCCCCCAGAGCUCCUCCCUUUGUCCAGACCUGUUUGGCACAGGGUGCUUAGCCCGUGACUAUGGCUCUGGCACCACCAAGGUCCUGGCCCCCUUUUCCUUCGUGCUUUCUCCUUUUUCUACCAUCUUUUUUUUCUCUCGACAAAGCACCUGCAAUAAAGUACAGCACCCUGGUAUAUCUUU